CGGAAACUCAAAACUGACAGUUUAUAAUUUAUAUCCGACUUCGUACUUGAGUCGUACUGCGAACGGAACGUAUAGUGUUUACGAAAUUAUUUUUUUAAAAUUAUAUUAUCUAAGAGUGUAAGUUAAAUAAUGCCCCAUUUUAGAAUCGAAACUAAUGUGCCUAAGAGCCAAAUUCCGCCCGAUUUCGUCACGAAGGCCGUGCCGAUACUGGCGAAAGCACUCGGAAAACCGGAGCCGUAUUGCGUGGUGUCCGUGAUCCCAGAUGUGCCGAUGAGCUUUGGUGGCACUACAGAGCCUUGUGCCAUUGCAAACCUGAUGUCAAUCGGAGCUCUUGGAGUAGAGCAGAACAAGAAGCAUGCUAAGGUCCUGUUUAACCUGGUGGAGCAGGAACUGGGUGUCAAAAGCGACAGGAUGUAUAUUACGUUCCAAGAUGAACCGACAGGAAACGUAGGCUUCAAAGGAACUACUUUCCACGCUAUUUUUGGAUAAAAACAAACACGGCCUUAAAUAAUAUAUAAGGAACAAAGAAAAUAUGGCUAUCGAUUGUUAAGUUUUAAAUCAGCUUGCUAAAUUAUAUGUGACAAUAAAAAUAACA
Messenger RNA from Manduca sexta (tobacco hornworm), 595 nucleotides. RefSeq names its product macrophage migration inhibitory factor (gene Mif). The record is from RefSeq and is a predicted model, not a curated record. Gene Ontology annotation, molecular function: cytokine activity; phenylpyruvate tautomerase activity. The transcript has 3 exons. The coding region runs from base 130 to 489 and encodes 119 amino acids. Lineage: Eukaryota; Metazoa; Arthropoda; Insecta; Lepidoptera; Sphingidae.